GCCAAGAAGAAAGAAAGGCGUCCGGCGAUCCCCCGUCGCCAUCGCUGCCGUCCCUCCAAUCCUGCCCCGUACUCCUCUCUCAGAAUGGAAACAGAAGGAAGGAAGGAGCAAAUGGAAAAGCAAAGCACAAGGAACCAUACUACAACGAAGGAGCGACUGGAGGAUGGGAUGCUAGCGAAGGGAAACCACACACUUUUUGGACAGUAUAUGGGUGCCGCCUAGCAGUGGCCACAAGCCAUUCAGGUUUGCUUUUUUUGGGUUGUCUCUAACUGGCAUGAAGUUCAGGUGAUUUAAAAUUGUUGUUUUCGACCUUUUGCUUCUCUGGUUAACACAUUGGGGGAAGAAGGGACUCUGUGUGCAUGAGAAACUAUGUUUACUAAUUUUAGUACAUCUAAAAAUAGUUUGUCCAAAAUUAGUUUCCUUUAUCGUAACACUUGUCAAAAACAAGCAUAAUCUUUAAAUAUAUAUGGUCUAUGGUCAUCUGCCCACCUUCUCUUAUGGCAUCUUUUACUGACAGAAUAUGGUCUAAAUGACUAUAACCCGAGCCAAAAUUGUGAUGCUAUUGAUCCAACCACACAAAAACCCGACCUGAUGAAAACCCAAAACACAAGUUGACCCUGGUCUAACCAAGUCAUCCUGCAUUCUGAGACUUCAUCCUCAAGCACUGUUUUACAGCAUUUUCUCAUACCAAAAUAUUAUAGCCAUUUGGCUGUCAUGUAUUGGACCAUUAAUGUGUUCUAGUUGGCCCAUGUGUGUAUUCUAGUUUGUGCCCAUUUGGCCCAAGUGGUCUUUUAUUGUGGUAUUAGUCCCACGCAGAGAGUUUAGAUAGGUUUGAUCCACCGUAUAAACAACCCACACAUUCCAUGUUCCAACCAUAAUUCCUUGUAGUUAAUCCUUUUCAUAAAGCAGGGAAGAGAGUGUAAGUAGGAUGCUAGGCCUAUGUGGCCCUACUCCUUGGGUAGGUUUGGUUAAUGCAGAUUUUGGAGUGUGUGACAGCUUUCAUUGAUCAUGCACAUAAUCUCAUGGACCUAUUGCUGGGAAUAUAUAUUAAUGUUAACUGUUCAUGCAAAUACUGUCUAGCAAUUGCCAUUGUCAUCCACAUGUGCAGGUGCAGCAUUUCUUUACCACUUCUUCACACUCAUUGAUCACCUUGGUGAUUAGAUAGGAAAGUUUAUGAAAUCAAAAUGUAGCAUUAUACUUCUCAGUUCUCAAAAGGAUGACGUUUUGGACAUGAGAUAAUCUCUAAUGCACAUGUUUUAUCAAUUAUCAUUUCAUUCUCUAACCAUACAUUUAUAAGAAGUAUUAAAAAUAUAAUUAUAUGAAAGAUCUUUUUCUAGACAAAUCUACUAACGGUUUCACAUUUUAAAUCCUGGUAUUUCUGUAGCUAUUAAUGAUUUAAGAUUUUGAGGUUUGACUGCACGUAUUCUAGGACGCUAUCCUUCCUGAACAGGUUAGUAUACCACUUUUUUGCAAUCAGUUAUUUCAUUCUUUGCGUGUUAUUGAUCACCACUACUGACCGCAAUGUAGGUAUGUCAUGCUUAGCGGCUUAGCACAUUUUUUAUGCCGUUUCCCUUUCUGAACUCUAUAAAUUAAGAGGCGCACUCAGUUUUACUCUCGUAGAGAUACUCAGUCUUGCAGACUUAAAAGUUGUUGGCAGACAUGGAUUGCCAUGUGUUCAUGGAAAUUCAAGGUGCCUGUUGCUAUAGCACCAGAUGUAUGGUAUCACCUUAACCACCAGUGCAUGAUCAACUUGCCAUCAAAGGCUGGUGGGCUGUUUAGCUCUCUCAUGUUAUCAUAUUUUCUCCUAUGCCAUGACCUGAGGUACACAGUUCAUAAUUCAGCUUCUGUUUAUAUUUGAUAGACAUAAUUAACAUGGUCGCUUUAGUAGCCAAGAUCAAUAUGAAUUUGUGCUACAGCAUGUCUGCGGAUGUUGAUGGCUAAAUUCAACAAAGAUGCAUGGCUAGUUAUUUGGUUGAAAGGCAUUUCAAUGGCUCAAGGAGACACUGGCAAGAAGGCAAUGCCCCAGGCAGAAAACAGAGAGAUUGCUGCAAAGGAUGCACAGGACAUAAGAAGACAAGCAGAUGAAUUUAACUCUUGGUUGGCCAGGAUGGAAGCUAUGGAUAGCCAAGAGUUGAAGCAGUACAAAGAACAAAAUAAGGACACAUUUAACAGCCAGAAGAAAGAUGCGAUAAAGAAGAUUCAGCAAAAGGAGAAGAAGAAGAGAAAGAGGACUGUGCUGAGCCCAAUCCUUGGUGCUGUCAUGAAAUUUCAUAGAGAUGAUGACAUGGAUCCUUCAGCUGCAGGACCGGCGCUUUAAAAGGAUGGUGGUCUGACCGAUCAUGGAUCAAACAAGAAUCUAGCGUCUAUCAUACUUGGAUAGGUAAAUGAUGGUGGUACGGCAUGAUUUGUUGACCUCUGAAACUUAAGUGUACUGUUGUCACAUGUGAGAGCUUUGCAACGUUGUAAUCUUGAAAUCUUUACUCCUAUAAACAUUUCCAAUGGUGGUGGUGGUGACUGGUGACGGUAAAUUUGUUAUCCACCCUAUCAACUCUAUGAUUUUUAAAAGAAAAAAAUAAUUG
Messenger RNA from Oryza brachyantha (malo sina), 2579 nucleotides. RefSeq lists its product as uncharacterized. The coding region runs from base 1928 to 2317 and encodes 129 amino acids. The record is from RefSeq and is a predicted model, not a curated record. The transcript has 5 exons. Lineage: Eukaryota; Viridiplantae; Streptophyta; Magnoliopsida; Poales; Poaceae.